Molecule: messenger RNA, 411 nt
Organism: Zychaea mexicana
Lineage: Eukaryota; Fungi; Mucoromycota; Mucoromycetes; Mucorales; Lichtheimiaceae
Product: ribosomal L27e protein family-domain-containing protein
Exons: 5
Coding region: 1-411 (136 amino acids)
Biological process (GO): translation
Cellular component (GO): ribosome; cytosolic large ribosomal subunit
Molecular function (GO): structural constituent of ribosome
Source: RefSeq, a predicted model, not a curated record
AUGGUAAAAUUCAUCAAGGCUGGUAAGGUCGUUGUCAUUUUGCAGGGUCGCUAUGCUGGCAAGAAGGCUGUCGUCGUUCGCAACCACGAUGAGGGUACCAAGGACAGACCCUACGGCUACGCUGUCGUCGCUGGUAUCGAAAGCUACCCCUUGAAGGUUACCAAGGCCAUGGGCAAGAAGAAGCUCGCCAAGCGCUCCAAGGUCAAGCCUUUCGUUAAGAUUGUCAACUACAACCACAUGAUGCCCACUCGUUAUGCUCUUGACUUGGAGCAGAUUAAGGGUACUGUCUCUGCUGAGACUUUCAAGGACGCCACCCAGCGAUCAGAGUCCAAGAAGGUCAUCAAGAAGCUUUUCGAGGAGAGAUAUCAGACCGGCAAGAACAAGUGGUUCUUCAGCAAGCUUAGAUUCUAA